UGCGGCGCGAUUUGUUAGGAGGAGAUCCGAGCUCGGAUAUUUCAGUCUGGUGAUAGUGCUAGCGAUUGAUACGCUUUAAGCAACGGAUAUUUCGUUGUUUUCAAUUAAAUUUGAAAAUACAACUGCGAUUAUGUGGGUUUCUCUUUGCUGUUGUAAAUACAAAAAAUAUUGAAAUCUUUUAUGAAAUAAUUUCUUAUUUGUUGUUGUUCUUCUUUUGGGGGACUUCACGGAAGAGAGGAAGAUAUGUCUGUAAUUGCAGUAUCAUCUUACGCAGUGUCUAUCAAAUCAUCCUCUAUCUUCCAUUCCAAGCCUUUCAAAUGGAGCUUAUUCCUUCAGCAGAGCAAUUCUGCUCUCCAUUUUAGGCGAAAUCCAAGUUUCUCAUCUUUAAAAGCAUCAGAUAACGGAUUUGUAGUUGUGGAAGACGAUCUGCAUGCCUUGUUGGAGAUUCUGCCACAAGAUUUGCAUGAGAAUCUUUGCAAUGAACCCAAAAGAUCUCAACUUUUAGAGGUUAUAUUGGAUUUGGGUCGCUUGCCAGAAGCACGUUACUUGGGUGAAUGUGGUGGGCAAUAUUUAAGGAGUACAGAGGUAUCAAUGCAAGAAUUAGAAGAAGCUCAAAAUGCUGUUGGAGAAUUUGGAGGGGACAACAGAGCUGGCAUUGAGGGUACCCUGCACAGGAUCUCUGCAAUUAGAAGCCGGAAAGGGUUGAUUGUAGGUUUGACAUGCAGAGUUGGACGGGCAGUUAGUGGUCAUAUCGACAUGGUCCGCGAUCUUCUUCAAUAUAGGGAAAGCAUCUUAUUUCUUGGGCGGCCUGGGGUAGGCAAGACUACUGUCAUGCGGGAAAUUGCACGUGCAUUAGCAGAUGAGCUUCACAAACGAGUGGUAAUUGUUGACACUAGCAAUGAAAUAGGAGGGGAUGGUGAUGUUCCACAUGCUGCAAUUGGUGGUGCACGAAGAAUGCAGGUUCCAGAACCAUCCAUGCAACACAAAGUCAUGAUUGAAGCAAUAGAGAAUCACAUGCCAGAGGUAAUAAUUGUUGAUGAGAUUGGCACUGAGGCAGAGGCACUUGCUUGUCGUUCAAUUGCAGAAAGAGGAGUCAUGCUCAUUGGUACAGCUCAUGGGGAGCGACUUGAGAACAUAAUAAAGAACCAUACACUUUGUGAUCUGAUAGGUGGAGUAGAAACUGUUACUCUAGGAGAUGAGGAAGCCCGAGCAAGACGUUGCCAGAAAAGCAUACUCGAGAGGAAAGCUCCUCCAACAUUUCCUUUUCUGAUUGAGAUGAGGGAAAGGCAUUACUGGGUUACUCAUCGUACAGAAAGAAGUGUGGAUAUGUUGCUUCAUGGUAAAAGGCCACUGGUUGAGGUUAGGAAGAGGGAUGAUCAAUUCAAGGUUGUAAUUGAAAGAUGGAAGGCAUAUGAUGGGGACGGAAUUUAAUGUAUUUCUAAGAGGGGCUCCGAAGUGGUUAAUAUCCUCUGGGCUCAAAGCUUGUAUACUCCUUGAACAAAAGUAAAAGCAAGAAGAAAAUGGAGAGAAUUCCAGUAUACUCUACAUCCGAAAA
Nelumbo nucifera (sacred lotus) is the source of this 1555-nucleotide messenger RNA. Its product is annotated as P-loop containing nucleoside triphosphate hydrolases superfamily protein. Gene Ontology annotation, molecular function: ATP hydrolysis activity. The record is from RefSeq and is a predicted model, not a curated record. NCBI's taxonomy places the organism in Eukaryota, Viridiplantae, Streptophyta, Magnoliopsida, Proteales, Nelumbonaceae.